Dentiscutata erythropus is the source of this 691-nucleotide messenger RNA. The record is from the annotation of a GenBank genome assembly. Lineage: Eukaryota; Fungi; Glomeromycota; Glomeromycetes; Diversisporales; Gigasporaceae.
AUGUUGGAAGAGAAGAAUCACGAUGAAGAAUAUGGCGAUGCCUUAUACGGGGAAUUUUUGGAUCAACCUAAAAAGUUAGAAGAGUUGACACAUAAAUUCUCAAAGGCAUUGGAUUGGGUAUGGGAAUCUCCAAAAUGGAAAUUGUAUAGAUCUAAUAAACUCCUGAUAAACGAGGGGUCGUUUGUAUGUGAAAUACUUUCACCAUUAUUAAAUAUUGCCAUGCCGGUAAAUGCUGAGAUAUGGGACGUAUGGGGCGAUGAGGCAAGUACAGCCAGCGCUGAGAGAAAGAACUCGAAAAAAAAGGCACGGCGCACAGACUUUACAGUAGUUUUAACACUGAAGGGAAGUAGAAUUGAAACUGGGUAUCUUGAGACCGGCAGACCAAAUUCUCUACAGGACAAGCAAGAACAUGAUCAUAGAAAACUGAAUAGGUUGGCAAAAGAUUCUAUUGAUUCUAUAAGAAGAUUACCUAAAACUAGAAGAGCGUUCAGAAGUAAUACGUUGGACGUUCGAUGUAUAUAUAAAAAGUCUGAGAUUUAUAGGAGUUGUCUACUUGAACGAGCAAAGAUCCUAUGGAGUAUCACAACUUCAGAAGGCGCUUCGGAAGAUAUAUACUCUUUGGUCCAUGCACUUUUGACAUUUAGGACCGCAAUUGCAUGCUGUGCACGUUCGCCGUCAAAGAACCAGAAAG